Pleuronectes platessa (European plaice) is the source of this 1708-nucleotide messenger RNA. It is a transcript of the gene katnbl1, whose product is annotated as katanin p80 subunit B-like 1. Gene Ontology annotation, cellular component: nucleolus. Bases 320 to 1138 code for a protein of 272 amino acids. Lineage: Eukaryota; Metazoa; Chordata; Actinopteri; Pleuronectiformes; Pleuronectidae. Gene Ontology annotation, molecular function: microtubule binding. The transcript has 10 exons. The record is from RefSeq and is a predicted model, not a curated record.
CCUUCUUCACUUUGCACGGAAUCGAUCCCACGAAUCUCUCACACACACACACACCGGCGGAGUGUACAUUUGAAUGUUGGACGGUAGCCGACCUGCUCACACACACAGACACACACAGUCCGAGUGAGUUCGAGCGGCUCGUUUCUCUUUGGACGUGAAAACCCGCUGAGACCCCGGAAGCUAGAUGACAACAUGAGACGUGUCCCGUGUUGUGGAAGCUGCUAAGCUCGUCUGGACGGUGGAGAACGUGUGGAAGGUCACCCGGAUUCAGUCCAAUGGCUUUCUGUGAUCCUGCCUGCACCUUCCUGCUGACAAGAACAUGAAGCAGGUGGAUAUUAUAAAUAAGGACGAUUUAGAUAAAGAGAGAUUUCAAGUGCAUUACGGAGCACGCAGUCCGGGCGGAGCGAAGCUGGUGGCGUCUUGCAAGAGGAAGGGUGGUCCGCAGGUGGAGGUGGGCGCCAAGCUGCACCGUAGAACGUCAGAUGUAGGCCGUGUCCGUGACCCCGGCAUGGCCAACAAAGAAAAUGAGCUGACGUGCCCUGAUGACGUGCGGGGCCUUCACUACAAUGACAUCUGUGGGCUCCCUGUGAGCUCCGCAGAGGCCUCCAAGAUGGCAGGGGCCAGCUCCAAGUACAGCGACCUUGCCGAGCUGUCAAAGGACCAUGAAGCUAUGACUCACAUCCUUUUUGGAAGGAAUCUACGACUUCAAGUAGCCAAAACACUAUGGCGAAGAAAUGCCAGCGAAUUAGUGGCCUAUUUAAUAAGAUUUCAAGAUACGGGGGUUCUGCUUGACUGCUUACCUGUCUUAACAAAAGAUCUUCAAACUGAAGCACCAUGUUUGUCAGUUGGCUGCUGUGUUGAUCUCCUGCCCCAAGUGAAAGUGAUUCUUGCCAGUAAAUACGAAGAACACAUCAUGGUGGGUUUACACUGGGUUCAAUCCGUCAUCAAGAAGUGGUGGUCAGAACUUUCAAAGAACGAGAAAAGACUGCAGGACAGUUGUUCAGAAGUCAGGAAUAUUGAAGUGAUGAAGCAGCGGCUGAAGGACGUGUGGAAGGACGGAGCUCGACUCUGUUUGAUUCCAGGAUCGACAGGAGAGCUGGCAAAGGCCAUCGAGGCUUCUCUAUCACAGCUGCCCUGACAGUCGUCGAGGAAGCGCUCUGAGGAUGUGACCACUACUGCCAGAUCAUGGCUCUGUUUCAAACUGAUAAUGACACCAGAGAAACGGGACUGGUUCAUUCUGCCAUGUCAACUCAAACCUCUUACUGGGACGGAACUUGAUCAUUCAGAUGACUCCCUCGGUGAGAGCUGGAGACUCUUAAGGAGGGCUCUGAGAGCCGUUCUGCAAAAAGAGGAAACGUAAAAUGACUGCUUCACAUUGAAGUGGACCGUCUUGUGAAGGGGCAUGUUUAGUGGACCUUAAUGAGACCCGGUGUUGCGUCGCUCUAUGAAGUGCCAAGCUCUUUGUCUCUCACUGCACCACUCUUUGCCAUGGAAUGCAAAUGCACUUGUGGAUGUAUUGAAUGCUCCGCUCUUGUUUUUUUUGAGCCUGCGUUCUCCAGAAUCAGGAACUUGAAUCUGCUACAGUCUUAAGUUAUUAGAGCUCGUUUUCAUUUUUUGCCUCUUCCGAUGACAGUUGACUGUGUAUUGUAAACUGUAAAAACAAAUGAUUCUUUUAAUCUUCUUAAAAUAAAUUUGAUAAAAAUCAAAA